AUGAUGAAAGGGGCAAUUAUUGAUGAAGGAAAAGAAAUAAUUCCAAUGUUCCCAAGAUUGCAUGUUAAAGAUGCUGAAAAAGGAGGAGGGCCUAAAGCACCACCAAGGAAUAAGAUGGCUCUCUAUGAACAAUUCAACAUUAAUAUGCAUAUGCCUUCUCAAAAUUAUGCCUCAGGAUCAUCAACAUCCUUGUUUCCUCUCCAUCUUAGAAGCUUCACACCUCCUUCAAUUUCUCCCUAUUUAAAUUGUUCAUAUUUUGCUGAGGAUAUUCAAGCUUAUAACUCCAAAAAUAUUAACUUAGCCAAAUUGAUGCCAGAUGAUUUCAUCAACACUAGGUGUUUUCUGAAAACAUUUGAUGGUGAAUAUGCUGGUUCUGCCUAUGAGGGAAAUUCAGGUUGUAACCUUAAGCAAAAUGACAAGGAUGAAGACAAACUUCCACUUAAAAGUCUCAAUUCAUUUAGAGAGAAGGUGAAUUCACUUGUGACAAUAGAACUGAAUUCCACACAAUAUGAGAAAAAUGGAAGAGAAGAAGAAGUGUCUCAAAAGUCACAAGAAGAUGAAGAGAAGACAUAUAGACAUUAUAGUGGCUUAAAUAAACCAAGGUUGGAAUGUAAAUUGGGCAUGGAUAUUUCCCCAAAUGAUGUUCUAGGAGUUAUAGGUGAAAAGCAAUUUUGGAAAGCAAGAACAACAAUAAUCAAUCAACAAAGAAGCUUCCUCAUACAAGUGUUUGAGUUGCACAGACUCAUAGAGGUACAAAAAACAAUUGCUAGAUCACCCCAUUUAUUGCUUGAAGAUAUCCAUGUCCUGAACAGAACACUACCAAAACCAUCACCAUUCAAGAGGUUACAAUCUGACUAUGUCGCCGAUCAAUCGCCGGCCGGUAAACUCGCGAAUCAUUCCGAAAACAUUGCAAUUGGUGGCAAGAUUCCCCUUCCUCCUCCUUGUAUCAACAACAUAAGCAAAGGUCAUUUUAAUAACCCUGGACAUUAUAUAGGAAAGCCUACAUUAUUAACCUCUCUAGAUUCAAUGAAUACCAAAAAUACCCUAAGUUGUGGUGUGUACCCUACUUCACAAGGAAACCAAUGGUUAGUUCCUGUUAUGUCCCCAUUAGAAGGCCUUGUAUAUAAGCCAAUCAUAGGGCCAUGCCCUCCAAAUCCAAGUCUCAUAACACCAAUAUAUGGUCCUUAUAGUCCUCAGCAUGUUCAAGAAGUACCAACUCUUCCCCCCACAAAUUCUCACCAAAGAAUUGGAUCCCUCUCUGACUCUUUUUCACCACCAAUGAUGCAUCCAUCUAUUGAGCACCCCAAUAAUAAUAAUAAUAACAUUAAUAAUGGUCAUGAAAGUCACCAUUAUUCAUCAUCACUUGGAGAAGUGAAUUCCUCCAUAUUGUACAAAAGCUCAUCAUCUAACAUUAUUACCAAUUACCAUACAAGUCAAAUAAUGCCAAGAACUAACAAUAAUGUUACAAAAGAUAAAGAUAGAAGCACAACAAGUAGUAGGAGUAGUAGUCCUUGCAAGAAAAGGAAAGGUGAUGUACUUCCUUUGUUCCCUGUGGCACCAACAUUUUUGGCAUCAAAUAAUGUUGAUCAUCAUCAUCAUCACCAGGCUAAAGUUAUCAAAGCAUUGCCUCACAAUCCAAAAUCAGCAACUGAAUCAGCUGCAAGGAUAUUUAGAUCAAUACAAGAAGAAAGGAAAUAUUUGUAGUUGGUCAUCAAUGUCAUAUUAUAUAUAUAUUAUGUCACACUCUUGAAUUUGCAAAGAAUGCAUAGGUGUCAUGCGUUAAUUUAUUUUUAGCACCAGACACAUCAUCAUAAUUUGUCAUUGUCUUUUGGUUUAGAAUUUCAAAUUGAACUAACUAACGUCGCCAUCAUCAAAACGUUAAGGGAAAGGAACAUAACAAUCUAGUAAUAGUAGAAC
Messenger RNA from Arachis duranensis, 1917 nucleotides. RefSeq names its product protein HEADING DATE 3B-like. The record is from RefSeq and is a predicted model, not a curated record. Gene Ontology annotation, biological process: regulation of photoperiodism, flowering. The transcript is spliced from 5 exons. Bases 1 to 1704 code for a protein of 567 amino acids. Lineage: Eukaryota; Viridiplantae; Streptophyta; Magnoliopsida; Fabales; Fabaceae.